Neogale vison (American mink) is the source of this 1236-nucleotide messenger RNA. RefSeq names its product keratin, type I cuticular Ha3-II-like. The record is from RefSeq and is a predicted model, not a curated record. The transcript has 7 exons. NCBI's taxonomy places the organism in Eukaryota, Metazoa, Chordata, Mammalia, Carnivora, Mustelidae. Bases 13 to 1236 code for a protein of 407 amino acids. Gene Ontology annotation, molecular function: structural molecule activity.
CCCUCCAGCACCAUGCCUUACAACUGCUGCCUGCCCAAUGUGAGCUGCCGCUCCACCUGCUGCUCCCGGCCCUGUGUGCCCCCCAGCUGCCACACCUGCACCCUGCCCGGAGCCUGCAACAUCCCCGCCAAUGUGGGCAACUGCGGCUGGUUCUGUGAGGGCUCCUUCAAUGGCAGCGAGAAGGAGACUAUGCAGUUCCUGAACGACCGCCUGGCCAGCUACCUGGAGAAGGUGCGCCAGCUGGAGCGGGAGAACGCGGAGCUGGAGAGCCGCAUCCGGGAGUGGUGCCAGCAGCAGGUGCCCUUCGUGUGUCCCAGCUACCAGUCCUACUUCCGGACCAUCGAGGAGCUCCAGCAGAAGAUACUGUGCAGCAAGUCUGAGAACGCCAGGCUGGUGGUGCAGAUCGACAAUGCCAAACUGGCUGCAGAUGACUUCAGAACGAAGUAUGAGACAGAGCUGGGCUUGCGGCAGCUUGUAGAAUCGGACAUCAAUGCCCUGCGCAGGAUCCUCGAUGAGCUGACCUUGUGCAAGUCUGACCUGGAGGCCCAGGUGGAGUCCCUGAAGGAGGAGCUGCUGAGCCUCAAGCAGAACCACGAGCAGGAAGUCAACACCCUGCGCUGCCAGAUCGGAGACCGCCUCAAUGUGGAGGUGGACGCAGCCCCCACUGUGGACCUGAACCGCGUGCUUAACGAGACCAGGAGUCAGUAUGAGGCUCUGGUGGAGACCAACCGCAGGGAUGUGGAGGAAUGGUUCACCACCCAGACCGAGGAGCUGAAUAAGCAAGUGGUGUCCAGCUCGGAGCAGCUGCAGUCCUGCCAGGCGGAGAUCAUUGAGCUGAGACGCACGGUCAACGCCCUGGAGAUCGAGCUGCAGGCCCAGCACAACCUGAGGGACUCCCUGGAGAACACGCUGACGGAGACCGAGGCCCGCUACAGCUCCCAGCUGUCCCAGCUGCAAUGCAUGAUCACCAACGUGGAGUCCCAGCUGGCUGAGAUCAGGUGUGACCUGGAGCGGCAGAACCAGGAGUACCAGGUACUGCUGGACGUCAAGGCCCGGCUGGAGUGCGAGAUCAACACGUACCGGGGCCUGCUGGAGAGCGAGGACUGCAAGCUGCCCUGCAACCCCUGUGCCACGACCAAUGCAUGUGACAGGCCCAUCGGACCCUGUGUCACCAAUCCCUGCACCCCAUGUGGCCCACGCUCCCGCUGUGGGCCCUGCAACACAUUUGGAUGUUAG